AUGGCCCCUCUUGUUCCUGUGUUCUCGGUAGAAAACCUGCCGGACCAUGUCCAAACCGUGCGCCGCAAUUUCCAAGACAAACGUCGCAAAGGUCCAGCCGUGGACCUGAAGGAGUGCCAGCUCCUCGAGAUGGUGCAGUAUUCAUGCAACCCGCCGCAAGACGACGUUCCACAACCCGGUGUCAUUACAUGCAAGCCAAUAGUCCGGCUGUUUCGGCGGUGCGCCGGAGGAUUGACCGUUGAGACGACAGCAUGGGAGCCCAUCAGACAGGCAGCGGAAGAGAGUCAACAACAUGCGACAAAGAAUAAUUAG
Penicillium macrosclerotiorum is the source of this 312-nucleotide messenger RNA. RefSeq lists its product as uncharacterized. The coding region runs from base 1 to 312 and encodes 103 amino acids. Gene Ontology annotation, cellular component: mitochondrial inner membrane peptidase complex. The record is from RefSeq and is a predicted model, not a curated record. The transcript has 2 exons. Lineage: Eukaryota; Fungi; Ascomycota; Eurotiomycetes; Eurotiales; Aspergillaceae.